CUAAUCAGUGUCCUCAUCACUUUUUUUCUUAUUUAAGUGAUCAAGUAUAUCAAACACUUUCAUAACUCCUUUACUUUUUCCUUAUUCAUCCUUCCAUUCAUGGCUCAUUCAUCUCAUAAACUCUUCUUUCUUCUCCUUGCAAUCUUCUACUCACACACUUCUGCUGUCAACUCCUACAAUGCUUCCACAACACCUCAGUCCAAUCUCUCUUCCUUAAGAUCUUUCUGCAUAACCACCCCAUAUCCAGAAGUUUGUUUCAAUUCAUUAUCCAUCUCAAUAAACAUAAGUCCUAACAUUAACAGCUACCUCGUUCAGUCACUCCAAGUAGCAAUAUCUGAAACCAUAAAGCUCUGCAAUAUCUUCCACAAUGUUGGACACUCAAACAUCAUAGAGAAGCAAAGAGGAGCACUUCAGGACUGCCGAGAACUCCACCAAUCAACAUUGGCUUCUUUGAAAAGAUCACUAUCAUGGAUCCGUUCCUCCAACUCCAUGAGCAUAGUUGAUGCAAGAGCCUACCUCAGUGCAGCUGUCACCAACAAGAAUACAUGCUUGGAAGGCCUAGAUUCUGCUUCUGGCACCAUGAAGCCAGCUCUGGUGAAAUCUGUGAUCAACACUUACAAGCAUGUCAGUAACUCUCUUUCUNUGCUACNGAAGNCUGAGACGGGGACUCCCGGAGACCAGAAGAAUGACCAGCNUUUGAUGAANGCUCCAAAGUGGUUAUCAAGCCGAAAUCAAGGAACUUUUCAAGAUAUGGAAGAGUAUAACCCAAAUGAAGUGCUAGUUGUGUCUGCAGAUGGAAGUGGGAACUUUACCACCAUCACUGAAGCCAUCAACUUUGCUCCAAGUAACAGCACGGAUAAGACAGUGAUCUAUGUCAAAAAAGGGACUUAUGAGGAAAACGUGGAAAUCCCAUGGUAUAAGACCCACAUUGUGAUGGUAGGCGAUGGAAGUGAUGUCACUGUCAUAACUGGUAACAGAAGCUUUGCCUGGACCACUUUCAGAUCUGCAACUCUAGCGGUUUCUGGAAAAGGUUUUCUUGCUCGUGAUAUUGCAAUUGAGAACAGUGCAGGACCAAAGCACCAAGCAGUGGCCUUGAGGGUAAAUGCAGACUUAACUGCUUUUUACAGGUGUGCAAUUAAUGGCUACCAAGACACUUUAUAUGUUCACUCCUUUAGACAAUUUUACAGAGAGUGUGACAUUUCUGGGACCAUAGAUUUCAUAUUUGGAAAUGCAGCAGUGGUUCUACAAGAUUGUAACAUCAUAUCCAGAAAGCCCUUGCCUGGGCAAUUCACUGUUAUCACCGCACAAUCCAGAGAUAGCCCUGAUGUGGACACAGGCAUCUCAAUCCAGAACUGCAAAAUCAUAGCCAGCCCUGAUCUGUAUUCCAACUCUAGCAGUUUCAAGAGCUACCUUGGGAGGCCAUGGAAGAACUAUUCUCGCACCGUUUACCUUGAGUCCUUCAUUGAUGCCUUCAUUGACCCAAAGGGUUGGAUAGAAUGGAAUAAUGAUAACAAAAGAUCGGACACAUUGUACUAUGGAGAAUACGACAACUAUGGACCCGGUUCCACCACAGAUAGUCGUGUUGAAUGGUUAGGCUACCAUUUGAUGGAUUAUGAUGAUGCAUAUAGUUUCACAGUUUCGCAGUUCAUCAAUGAAGAUGAGUGGCUUGAUACUACUUUGGUACCUUAUGAUAACGGGAUUUGAGCAAAUUUCAGAAGUGUUAUUUUGUUAAUGGUUAAGUUUCUUAUGAUUGUUACUUUCCUCUGCCUCAAGGCCUGUGUGAAACUGUUAUUUGCUGGGUUGG
Vigna radiata var. radiata (mung bean) is the source of this 1804-nucleotide messenger RNA. Its product is annotated as probable pectinesterase/pectinesterase inhibitor 12. Gene Ontology annotation, molecular function: pectinesterase activity; pectinesterase inhibitor activity. Gene Ontology annotation, biological process: cell wall modification. The record is from RefSeq and is a predicted model, not a curated record. Lineage: Eukaryota; Viridiplantae; Streptophyta; Magnoliopsida; Fabales; Fabaceae. The transcript is spliced from 2 exons. Bases 100 to 1704 code for a protein of 534 amino acids.